Messenger RNA from Owenia fusiformis, 1572 nucleotides. Lineage: Eukaryota; Metazoa; Annelida; Polychaeta; Sabellida; Oweniidae. The record is from the annotation of a GenBank genome assembly.
GACGGUUUUACGGGGGUUUUACCUGUGUACCAUGUGUUUGCAGAUACCAUCGUAAUGGCCGGUUGAAGUAAAUGAACAUUCCCAUUAAAUGAUUUCAUAAAAUUUUGCUAUAUAAAGGUUAGCCUUUAAAAAGAACAGUUUAGUAACAUCUCGAACAACAUAGUGCAACAUCUGAUCACAAUGAUGUCGCUGUACAUUGCAACUACAUGUAUAUUCCUGGGCGUUGUGUCAUUGGACCAUGCCGGGCGUCAGGUUGAGGUCUAUGGCUAUCAGAAGUUGUUCGGGCUCGAUAAGGUGUACAAAAAGGAUCUGUGUAUGGACAUUGUGUUUGUGAUAGACAGGUCAUGUAGCAUUCCAGAGGCUGACCUCGUCAAUGAAUACCGUGUCAUUGAGAGCGCCAUCACUGGCAUAGCAGGCUUUGGACCAGAUAAGACAAGGGUUGCUCUUGUUACAUUCGAUGAUGGAGCUAGAAUAGUGUUUGAUUUUAACGACGACCAGACUAGAGAAGGCCUGCUAAACAAACUGGAUGAACUGAAACAGGAUACAACCCAACCCGAUAGAUGUAAAACAUUCACUUGGGAAGCUCUGAAAUUGACCAGGACACAUCCAAACCUUUUCGGAGGGGUAGAGAAAAAUAGCGAUCGGGAGAAGAUCAUUAUGAUUCUCACAGAUGGUGUCCCUUUUGAAAAUGAGAAGAACAGAGAAGAAGUGACAAAUAAAACAAUUAAAGAAGGAGAGUUGAAUGAUGCAGAUGGUAUUAAAACCAUGGUCUUUACCAUAAAAAACAAGAAAGGAAAUUUACCUCCAAAAGAACUUUUCGAAAAGCUGGCAUAUACAAUGCGUUGGAUGUUCCAAGUCGAAGACGCAUUAGUUGAUCAAUUUGAAAUUCGUGUUUUCCCUCUACUUGCCAGAUUUACUUGUCCAUAUUCGUGUAGUGAAGCGAUUGACUUAAUUUAUGUGAUGGACCGCAGCAUAAGCAUAAUUGUUGAUAAUAUUAAGAAAGAGAAAGAUUUCUUCAAACUUGUGACCGAGUCGUUUUCUAUUGGCGACAUACGAUCUAAAGCAGACCCAAAGGCUUCAGUUGCUAUGUUAAGCUACAAUCGUAAUGUCUACAAACAUUUUACUGGUUUGGAUUGUUCGGAUUCUACAUGUGUACUGAGCAAGAUAGACCAGAUCCCUAACACUCAUGACAACUUCACUGUCACAAACCUUGCACUAGAGGAAGUAAAGGUAAUCGUGAACCAGUAUACAAGGAAAGGAUUGAACGGCAUACAUCCAGUGGUGGUUUUGUCAACCGAUGGUAAUACAUGGAAAGUCGGUGCCAACAGCAUUUCAUCUCCAAAGGUUUCAAUUGCUGUUGCUGAUGAACUACGAGUAAGAGGUAUUGAUACAGUCGUGGUAUCUGUGCCCAACCACAGAGACGACCCUGGGUUGAAAGAACUAAGGGGCAUCGCCAGUCACUUCAUGUUUGACUUACAAUCUGAGUACAACUUUACCAGUUUCGACGAUCUUCGUCCUAUAACGCCAACUCUUGUCAGGCUCAUCUGCGAAAAGUAUAAGCCUAACGCAUAA